AUGGACAAUCCGACCGAAAGCGACGAGCUUUACCCUAUUGCCGUCCUCAUUGACGAGCUCAAGCAUGACGAUGUGCUUCUUCGGUUGAACGCGAUUCACCGACUUUCAACGAUUGCCUUGGCCUUAGGUCCUGAGAGGACACGAGACGAACUGAUUCCCUUUCUUGAUGACUCCGUCGAAGAUGAAGAUGAAGUGUUGACAGCCCUAAGCGAGGAGCUGGGCAAUUUUGUCGAGUACGUCGGCGGUCCGGAAUAUGGGCACGUGCUUCUUUCGCCGCUUGAGAAUCUGGCCGCCAUAGAGGAGCCUCUGGUCCGGGAAAAGGCUGUCGAGUCUCUCAACAAGAUCUGCGACCAGCUAUCUUCAAAGCAGGUCGAGGAUGAUUUCAUACCGAUGGUUCUAAGUCUUUCCAAAGCGGAUUGGUUUACCUCGAAAAUCUCGGCCACUGGCUUGUACUGUGCUCCUUAUCGUAAAGCCUCCGCCGCCGUACAGCAGGGUCUUCGUCAACAGUUCGGUAAUCUCGUGCACGAUGAGACCCCGAUGGUGCGAAGACAGUCGGCCAACAACUUAGCCAGGUUCAUCAAGGAGAUGACUCCUACAGUGAUCAUCGAAGAGAUUAUCCCACUAUUCCAAUACCUCACAAACGAUGACCAGGACAGCGUCCGUCUGCUGACUGUCGAGAUUCUUAUAUCAAUUGCGGAGGAAAUUCCCAAGGAGCAACAAUCAAGCCACGGGGUCCUUUUGACAUCGUUACGGAGCUUGUUUGAGGAUAAGAGCUGGAGAGUCAGAUACAUGGUGGCAGACAAAUUCGAAAAGAUUGCAAAAGCUGUCGACGACGAGGUCGUCGUUCGAGACCUUGUCCCUGCGUUUGUUAAGCUAUUAAAAGACACGGAAGCCGAGGUUCGCACUGCUAUUUCAGGGCAGAUUCCAGGUUUCUGUACCCUAAUCGACCGUGAUACCCUACUUAACGAAAUCAUGACCAGUAUUGAAGAUCUAGCCUCUGACCAGUCUCAACACGUUCGCGGAGCAUUGGCCACUCAAGUCAGCGGACUUGCCCCCAUUCUUGGGAAAGAAGAGACUAUCGCCCACCUUCUCCCCAUGUUCCUUCAGAUGCUCAAGGACGAACAUCCCGAAGUCCGCCUCCAUAUUAUCUCAAAGCUUGACAUUGUGAAUAAAGUGAUUGGAAUUGACCUGCUUUCACAAUCAUUGCUGCCGGCAAUUGUGCAGCUAGCCGAAGACAAGCAAUGGCGUGUGCGCCUGGCUAUUAUCGAAUACAUUCCUCUCCUCGCUAGUCAACUUGGAGUCCAGUUUUUCGACGAACAAUUGAGCAACCUUUGCAUGGGCUGGCUAGGCGACACCGUGUUCUCCAUCCGUGAGGCAGCAACACAGAAUCUGAAAAAGCUCACUGAGGUAUUCGGUGUUGAAUGGGCAAAUGAGUCCAUCAUUCCCAAGGUUAUGGCCAUGGGCCAACACCCAAAUUACUUAUACAGAAUGACGACGUGUUUUGCUAUUUCGACUCUUGCCCCCGUGGUUAAUCUUAGCAUCAUUGACAGUUCUAUCCUCCCAAUUCUGGAACGGCUGGUCAAUGAUGACAUUCCAAACAUUAGAUUCAAUGUCGCAAAAUCCUACUCUGUAUUGAUUGACACUCUACGCCGACUCCCCGCAGAUGGCACUCUUCAAGACGUUGAAAAAUCCGACGAGACCAAGACCCCCUCGCCACAGGGCCAAGAACUCAUCCAGCAACGGAUAGUACCCCAGCUCGAGAAAUUGCAAGAAGAUGAUGAUGUUGAUGUUCGUUAUUUUGCUACAACUGCUGCGGGUGGGCAGGACGAGGCCAUGCAGACUUCACCAUAG
Molecule: messenger RNA, 1851 nt
Organism: Talaromyces rugulosus
Lineage: Eukaryota; Fungi; Ascomycota; Eurotiomycetes; Eurotiales; Trichocomaceae
Exons: 9
Coding region: 1-1851 (616 amino acids)
Biological process (GO): protein dephosphorylation
Cellular component (GO): cytoplasm; protein phosphatase type 2A complex
Molecular function (GO): protein phosphatase regulator activity
Source: RefSeq, a predicted model, not a curated record